Messenger RNA from Phyllopteryx taeniolatus (common seadragon), 1463 nucleotides. RefSeq names its product OVCA2 serine hydrolase domain containing (gene ovca2). The coding region runs from base 136 to 819 and encodes 227 amino acids. NCBI's taxonomy places the organism in Eukaryota, Metazoa, Chordata, Actinopteri, Syngnathiformes, Syngnathidae. The record is from RefSeq and is a predicted model, not a curated record. Gene Ontology annotation, biological process: response to retinoic acid. The transcript is spliced from 3 exons. Gene Ontology annotation, cellular component: nucleus; cytoplasm.
GAGAAGUGCAGCAAGAGCGCUGGAAAAAGUGAGGUUGACUUUCUUUCUGAGUUGCCACUUGUGCGUGAGCACGUAUUUGUACUUGGUUCCUUCCCAACCAGCGCUAGCCAGCCAGCUAGCUAGCUAGCAGCUCCGAUGAGCUCGCACGCCAGCGGCCCGUCCAUGGCGCCUCUGCGGGUGUUGUGCUUGCACGGCUACCGGCAGAACGGCGCCUCGUUCCGGGAGAAGACCGGUGCCCUGAGGAAGCUUCUCAAGAAAAACGUCGACUUUGUGUACGUGGACGCGCCGCAUUUGCUCGAACAAGCCCAGGAGAGCGCCGGCGCCCGGGACGGCGGCGAGGACCCGGACCGUCGAGGCUGGUGGUUCUCGGACCCCGGCGCCCGGACCUUCAGCGCGCAUCUGCGCUGCGACGAGAGCUCGGGCCUGGACGAGAGCGUGGCGGCCGUGCGGCAGGCGGUGCGGCGCCACGGCCCGUUCGACGGCGUCCUGGGCUUCAGCCAGGGCGCCGCCCUGGCGGCCGUGUUGUGCGCGCUGCAGGAAUCCCAGCGCGAGCCGGACUUCGCCUUCCGCUUCGCCAUCUUGGUCGCCGGCUUCCGCAGCGCGUGCGCUCAGCACCUCAGCUUCUACUCGGCGCCGCUGGGGACGGCGUCCCUGCACGUCUUCGGCCUGGAGGACGCCGUGAUUCCCGCCGACAUGAGCCGCGAUCUCCUCCCGCUCUUCCGAGACCCGCACGUGCUCACGCAUCCCGGCGGCCAUUUUGUGCCGGCCGCUUCCGCCCACAGACAAAACUACCAGAACUUUCUGGAGCGCUUCCGGUGACGGAAGGCCGAGACGCAGCGCUCCGCCGUGCCAGUGAAAGCACACGACACGCAAGAAAUGGUUUCGUGUCUCAGCCUCAGUUCAAGUUGUGCUGUAAUGAAAACAAGAAUCAAGAAAAUUGGUUGUAAGUCCCGAAGCGAAUUUUCAGAAUGCUAGUAAACAUUUGAAGUAUAUAUAUCAGUAAGAAACGUGUGACAACUUGAAACAACUCUCAUUAGUUUUGACUUUGAAGUCUACACAUCCCUAAUGAGUGUCUGUUAACAUCAAAAAGAAGAAUACAUUGCAAGUCUCAACAUGAAGAAUAUCAAUAACAUUGAAGCCAAGACGGCUUCCGUCAUGCAAAGGCUUUCUUUCGGGAGCCAAAACGGCUGCCCCGCUGGAACCUUGUCCCCUUUUUUGCGACGAGUCACUUCGGCCACGCGGCGGGGGCGUUUCCCCGUGCUUGUCGUCUGCAGAUGAUUUUGUGCUUUUGUCUUUUUGUAAACCGAACCUUUUUGGAGACUGCUGCCGGCCUCCCUCCCCGGCCGGCGCUUUGCGUGCAACAACACGCGUGUGCGCGUGUCUUCAAGGGCCACGUUAGAUUUAUAAAAUGGACGGAUGGGAGAAGAGGUUAAAAAACAAAGGUUAAUAAAUGACACCAAUUA